UAAACCAGCAGGGAGCGGAAUCGCCCACCGCCGGCCGUACGUGUGCGCCCGCCGUCGAGGGCCGCGUGCUCCGGUGCUCGGUCGUUCGGCCGUGCUGCCCGGCUUCGCUUGGGCGCCAUGGCGCUCGGCAACAUCGCCAUCGUGCUCGGCUCUGGAUAUCUCAGCACUGUUCUUACAGGAGGCGACGCCAAGAAAGUCCCCAUCAUCGGGGACACGCUUGCCCAUUUUGUGAAGAACACCGGGAAGGCCGGGACACAUGACGGUAGCGAUCAGUUGGCAUCUCAGCUCGACAGUAUCAGGGAUGAGAUACAGCAAGCCGUACGCCGCAGAGACGAGAAUGUUACGGUUAUCUCCGACACAUCAGGGUCUGGUUCGUAUACCGUAAUGGCAAUUGUUGUUGCUGGGCUUAUCGGCUACGCAUACGUCAGGUGGAAGGGUUGGAAGAUUUCGGACAUGAUGUGGGUGACGAAGCGCGGUCUGGCCGAUGCUUGCGAUGUCGUGGGUAAACAGUUAGAUGAUGUUUCAAAUACAGUACAGGUUACCAAGAAACAUCUCGCUGGAAGGAUCGACCGGGUCGAUGCUAAUCUAGACGAAACACAAGAAAUUAUCGAAGGGACAAGGGAUGAGGUCGCAGUGAUCCAUGUGGAUCUGAGCGCCUUUCAGAAGGAGCUCCAAGAAGUCAGCCGUACGGUUGAGAUAUGGGGGUCAAGGCUGUCUGGUAUCGAGGACACCCAGGAUCGUACCGUGCGUGCAACCGAAGCCUUGGUUGGGUUCAGCCAACAACUGGAACAUGGUGGUGGAUAUUCGCCAGGCAAGUCGUCGGUCUAUCUUAUGCAAUUCUUUACUGGCGUGUUGCUUACAUGA
Messenger RNA from Triticum aestivum (bread wheat), 864 nucleotides. RefSeq lists its product as uncharacterized. The coding region runs from base 118 to 864 and encodes 248 amino acids. The transcript is spliced from 10 exons. Lineage: Eukaryota; Viridiplantae; Streptophyta; Magnoliopsida; Poales; Poaceae. The record is from RefSeq and is a predicted model, not a curated record.